AUGGACCCAAGUGGACCUGUGCAGAAGCAGAUUGAACAGGAGACUCGAGUUAAAAUCAUUUUCCCAUCUGCAAAGGAGGAAACACUUGUUGCCCUCGAAGGCAAAAGUGCUGAAAGUAUUAGAAAAGCAUCAGAGAGGAUUUCAAAGAUCCUUGGAGAGGCUGUUCAAAGUCCAAUGCUAGAUUACUCGCAUUUCAUAUCACUUCCGUUGGCCAUCCACCCGGCUCUUGUCGAGAAGCUAAAUAACUUCCAGAGGUCGAUCCUCAGGGCGUCUGCAUCUAAUGUGGAUAGUGAUAAGGAUGAAAGCCUAAGCGAAGGUUCUAUGGAAGAAAUUGAUGAAGCAGCGAACCCUAGUGUUUCAGUCAAGCUGCCAGUCAAAGAAGAAAAUUCUGUCAUAGUGAAAAUGGAUAAUAAGGGCUCCCAACCAGAGUUCAGCAUUGACAAGUCGAUAUUCAUAAAACCCAAAAUGUUUCACCUAACGGUUCUUAUGUUGAAGUUGUGGAACAAGGAUCGUAUUUCUCAGGCUUCUGAAGUCCUCCAGUCAAUAUCUUCCCAGGUAAAUGAAGCUUUGGAAAACCGACCUAUCUCUAUACAACUUAAGGGUCUGACAUGCAUGAAAGGCUCACCAGCUAGGGCCCGUGUUGUAUAUGCUCCAGUACUUGAAAUUGGUGCUGCUGGCAACUCUGGAAGCAUCGAAAUUCAGUCGUCUUUCAACGCCAACAGCCGUCGGUGGAUCGGGUGCUCGCCUGUUGCAGAGACGAUGCUGUGCUGUGGCGUUGCAAGCUGCCUGCGGACAGUAGAACCCACAUUGACUCAUGGCUUCAUGCCUUCCUUCCCUGACCUGAUUAUUGUUUAG
Triticum turgidum subsp. durum (durum wheat) is the source of this 855-nucleotide messenger RNA. Lineage: Eukaryota; Viridiplantae; Streptophyta; Magnoliopsida; Poales; Poaceae. The record is from the annotation of a GenBank genome assembly.